Messenger RNA from Closterium sp. Naga37s-1, 1392 nucleotides. The record is from the annotation of a GenBank genome assembly. Lineage: Eukaryota; Viridiplantae; Streptophyta; Zygnematophyceae; Desmidiales; Closteriaceae.
AUGACGGCUCGUUGUUUCGACCACCGCGCCAUCAAUUUCGUGGCGACGCGGUGGAUUCUUGCUGACCCCACCUUCUCCCUCCAUCUCUUGCUUCGCCCCUCCCACAGCCAGGGUCUUGUUGGCCAGCAGGCUGACGUGGACACGCCUCAGGCUGGCUCAGAUGAGCCACCGUUACCGCCGAAAGCCACGGAGCCACGCUCGGGGAUUGAUUUUCUUAGAUGUUCCGCUGCUCCAGUAACACCGGAUCCACCUAGGUCUACCGUGGAUGAUUCUGCAGUUAAAGACACGCCCACGGCCACACCUGAAGAGUCUCCCCGGGAGGCCGCCUUCACUAUACCCCCAGCUGUUGCUUCUUGCAGCAAAGAUCCCCAACCGACCGCGCCAAGUCCCACACCAAGCACCGUUGGUGUGUCCGUUGGUCCUCCGUCGGCUACCUCCACACCGAAGAGAGCGCGUUCAGGGAAGUGGGCGCAGCAUACCCUGCUCGUCGGAGGCCGCAGACUUUCUGCUUCGAACACUCCGGCUGAUCCACCACCUCCUGCAUCUGCACCGCCAGAGGAAGAUGUGUUCCCGAUCCGCGCGGACACCGGCUCGCCCGCCCUCACCAAGGCGCAGCUGCGAGAGCAAAUGUUCCUGGAGGCCAACAUCAUGUACGAUACGAGGUGGUCGGGACAGUUCUCCUGGCUCGUGUUGGGAAAAACCAAGGAUGGGUUUCCCUAUGUGAAGUGCAGUGUCUGCAUGGCCUACGGGAAGGAGAACACGAGGGAGGCGCUGGCUGUUAAGGACGCGGCGACGUCCAACCCCGACCUCGGCAUGGUGGACAAGGUGGUGCGCACCGUGGCGGCAAAACUAGGAGAUUCUUCAGUCUGGAGCCAACGGUUCAAGUACCUGCAGCGUGUGAUCUACAACACUAACCUCGAAGUCCAGGGGAUCCACACGGUUCGCUGGCUCUCACGUGGAGAUGCGGUGCGACGGCUGUGCAAGGUGCUCGGUGCGUGUAUCGUUCUUCUGUGGGAGCGGAGUCACAAGGUGUACGAGAUCGUCCACGAGCUGGAAAGCUUCACGCAGGGACUGACCAACAUUCUCAGGAGCGCGGACUCGAAGAGGUCUAUGAGGAGGAGGCGCCCCGCAAAGAGCGUGAAACUUGCUGUGGCUGAUCGCGAAAGGAGGGGGAAAGCAAAGGAGGGUGAAGUCGAAGCAGGAGCUGCCCACCAGAACGAUGGGGAGGAGGACGAAAAGGAGGAGGAGGAGGAGGAGGAGGAGGAGGAGGAUGUGGAACAGGCCCUGGGCGACGAUCAGGAGCUUGUGGGGGAGGAGGAGGAGGACAAUCCCUUCCUUUCGGACGAUGAGGAUGUGGAGGAAGUGUUCCACAUCGAUAGGCCUGUGCACUAG